UUGCCCUGGAAUUAAUAAAUAGCACGCUGUUUUGUUAUUAACUGAAUUUUAAAUAAUUUAAGCGAAAUGGUGGAGCUGAAGAUGGGCGAUCACAAUGUGGAAGCCUCCGCCUGGGAGCCGGGCGACAGCAAGGACUGGUCGAUGCCCAUUAAGCCGCUGGCGGAGAAGUGGAAACUGGUGCCGGCAUUCCUGCAAGUGAAGGGACUGGUGAAGCAGCACAUCGAUUCGUUCAAUCACUUCAUCAACGUGGACAUCAAGAAGAUUGUGAAGGCCAACGAGCUGGUGACCAGCGGAGCGGAUCCCCUGUUCUACCUGAAGUACCUGGACGUGCGGGUGGGCAAGCCGGACAUCGACGAGGGCUUCAACAUCACCAAGGCGACCACGCCGCACGAAUGCCGCCUGAGGGACACCACGUACUCGGCGCCCAUCACCGUGGACAUCGAGUACACGCGGGGCACGCAGCGGAUCAAGCGGAACAACCUGCUCAUCGGCAGGAUGCCCCUCAUGCUGCGCUGCUCCAAUUGCGCCCUCACCGGGAAGUCGGAGUUCGAGCUGUCCAAGCUGAACGAGUGUCCACUGGAUCCCGGUGGCUACUUUGUGGUGCGCGGCCAGGAGAAGGUCAUCCUGAUCCAGGAGCAGCUGUCCUGGAACAAGAUGCUCACCGAGGACUUCAACGGGGUGGUGCAGUGCCAAGUGACCUCCUCCACGCAUGAAAAGAAGUCGCGCACUCUGGUGGUGAGCAAGCAUGGAAAGUACUACCUCAAGCACAACUCCAUGACGGACGACAUACCCAUUGUGGUGAUCUUCAAGGCCCUGGGCGUGGUUUCCGAUCAGGAAAUCCAGUCGCUUAUUGGCAUAGACAGCAAGUCGCAGAAUAGGUUCGGUGCCUCCCUUCUGGAUGCCUAUAAUCUGAAGGUCUUCACCCAGCAAAGGGCAUUGGAGUACAUGGGUUCAAAACUGGUGGUCAAGCGCUUCCAAAGUGCCACCACAAAAACGCCCUCGGAGGAGGCCCGCGAGCUGCUGCUGACCACCAUUCUGGCGCACGUUCCCGUGGACAACUUCAACUUCCAAAUGAAGGCCAUCUACGUGUCCAUGAUGGUGCGUCGUGUGAUGGCCGCCGAGCUGGACAAGACGCUCUUCGACGAUCGCGAUUACUACGGCAACAAGCGACUGGAGCUGGCUGGCUCCCUGCUCUCCAUGAUGUUCGAGGAUCUGUUCAAGCGCAUGAACUGGGAGCUAAAGACCAUUGCGGACAAGAAUAUACCCAAGGUGAAGGCGGCGCAGUUCGAUGUGGUGAAGCACAUGAGGGCGGCGCAGAUAACGGCGGGCUUGGAGUCGGCCAUUAGUUCCGGAAACUGGACCAUCAAGCGAUUCAAGAUGGAAAGAGCUGGCGUAACGCAGGUGCUGUCCCGCCUGAGCUAUAUAUCCGCCCUGGGCAUGAUGACGCGAGUGAACUCGCAGUUUGAGAAGACGCGAAAGGUGUCCGGUCCGCGAUCCCUGCAGCCCAGUCAGUGGGGCAUGCUGUGUCCCUCGGACACGCCCGAAGGCGAGGCCUGUGGGCUGGUCAAAAAUCUUGCUUUAAUGACCCAUAUUACCACCGAAGUGGAGGAGCGACCCGUGAUGAUAGUGGCCUUCAAUGCGGGCGUGGAGGAUAUUCGAGAAGUGAGCGGCAAUCCCAUCAAUAAUCCGAAUGUCUUUCUGGUCUUCAUCAAUGGUAACGUCCUGGGACUCACCCUGAACCACAAACACCUGGUGCGAAACCUGCGCUACAUGCGCCGGAAGGGUCGAAUGGGCAGCUAUGUGUCCGUGCACACGUCCUACACCCAGCGAUGCAUCUACAUCCACACGGACGGCGGUCGUUUGUGCCGCCCCUACGUAAUUGUGGAGAAGCAACGUCCGCUGGUGAAGCAGCAUCACCUGGAUGAGCUCAACCGGGGAAUCCGCAAGUUCGACGACUUUCUGUUGGACGGACUGAUCGAGUAUUUGGAUGUGAACGAGGAGAACGAUUCGUUUAUCGCAUGGAACGAGCAGCAAAUCGAGGAGCGCACCACGCACCUGGAAAUCGAACCCUUUACUUUGCUGGGAGUGUGUGCGGGCCUGGUGCCCUAUCCGCAUCACAACCAGAGUCCCAGGAACACCUAUCAAUGUGCUAUGGGCAAACAGGCGAUGGGAAUGAUUGGCUACAACCAAAAGAACCGCAUCGACUCGCUCAUGUACAACCUGGUGUAUCCGCACGCUCCCAUGGUGAAAUCCAAGACCAUUGAGCUCACCAAUUUCGACAAGCUGCCAGCAGGUCAAAAUGCCACGGUGGCCGUGAUGAGUUACUCCGGUUACGAUAUCGAAGAUGCCUUAAUUCUGAACAAGGCCUCCAUAGAUCGCGGCUAUGGACGCUGCCUGGUCUACAAGAACUCAAAGUGCACGGUGAAACGCUAUGCGAAUCAGACCUUCGACAGGAUCAUGGGUCCCAUGAAAGAUGCGCUCACGAACAAGGUGAUCUUCAAGCACGACGUCCUGGACACCGACGGCAUUGUGGCCCCCGGUGAGCAGGUUCAAAACAAACAAAUCAUGAUCAACAAGGAGAUGCCCGCGGUGACUUCGAUGAAUCCGCUUCAGGGACAAUCCGCGCAGGUUCCCUACACCGCAGUGCCCAUAAGUUAUAAAGGGCCAGAGCCCAGUUAUAUCGAGCGGGUGAUGGUCUCCGCCAAUGCCGAGGAGGACUUCCUGAUCAAGAUCCUGCUGCGCCAGACGCGCAUUCCCGAGAUCGGAGACAAGUUCAGCUCGCGGCACGGCCAAAAGGGAGUGACGGGCUUGAUUGUUGAGCAGGAGGACAUGCCCUUCAAUGACUUUGGCAUCUGCCCGGACAUGAUUAUGAACCCCCAUGGCUUCCCCUCUCGUAUGACAGUGGGUAAGACACUGGAGCUGCUCGGCGGAAAGGCUGGUCUCCUGGAAGGCAAGUUUCACUAUGGCACUGCCUUUGGCGGGUCCAAAGUGGAGGACAUCCAGGCGGAACUGGAGCGCCACGGUUUCAACUACGUGGGCAAGGACUUUUUCUACUCCGGCAUCACUGGAACGCCACUGGAGGCGUACAUCUAUUCGGGUCCGGUGUACUACCAGAAACUGAAGCACAUGGUGCAGGAUAAAAUGCACGCCCGUGCCCGAGGGCCCAAGGCGGUGCUCACCCGUCAGCCCACGCAGGGCAGGAGUCGCGAGGGUGGCCUUCGGUUGGGUGAAAUGGAGCGGGAUUGCCUCAUUUCCUACGGCGCUAGCAUGCUGAUCAUGGAGCGUCUGAUGAUCUCGUCGGAUGCCUUCGAGGUGGAUGUUUGCAGGACCUGCGGCCGGUUGGCCUACUGCUCCUGGUGCCAUUUCUGCCAGUCCUCGGCCAAUGUAUCCAAGAUAUCCAUGCCGUAUGCCUGCAAGUUGCUCUUCCAGGAGUUGACCAGCAUGAAUGUGGUGCCGAAAAUGAUUCUGGAAAACUAUUAAUGAGAUUGAUUUGCCUGAAACCGAAUAAAAAGUUUAUUAUUUUUUAGA
Molecule: messenger RNA, 3528 nt
Organism: Drosophila takahashii
Lineage: Eukaryota; Metazoa; Arthropoda; Insecta; Diptera; Drosophilidae
Gene: Polr3B
Product: RNA polymerase III subunit RpIII128
Biological process (GO): DNA-templated transcription
Cellular component (GO): RNA polymerase III complex
Molecular function (GO): ribonucleoside binding; DNA binding
Source: RefSeq, a predicted model, not a curated record